AAAACAACGUGGAGCGUAUUACUCUUUUCGUAAAUCUACACCUUUACCUCCUAAAAAUGCACAGCACUACCUGUACCUCCACGACCACCUGAGAAAACCAAACCUUUGAAAGUUAAAACAAAUAAUAUGGCGGAGGUCUCCUCCUACCUUAACCUCCUCGACUCAGAACCCAACGACGACCCUCACCAAACCCUAACAACCCUAGACUCCCUCCCCUACUGGUCUAACCUUUCCGACCACCUCUUCUCCUCCGAUCCCCAAUUUCCUCGGAACGAUCUCUACCCAACCCGCAGAUCAACGGUCCUGAUUCGAUCCCUUGAAGAGGACGACGCCGUUUCCGACAUAGAUUCGAUUGCCAACGCUGCCGACCUCUACGGCCGCGAGAACCAGGUGAAUUUCGUGAUGGAUCUGUUCCAGCAACGCGUCGAGCAGUCCCAGGUAAUGGGUGACGCCCAUUUGGUGGGCGAAGCCCUUAGCGAUUCAGUUUUUGGGGUUAUUGAGGGGAAUCUCGAUGUGGGUAUUGAUGGGUUGGAGCUCGAUUUAGGGCUAGGGCUAGAUUUAGGGUUUGGGGUAGAGAGACAUUGUUUGGAUGGGGACGAGAACGAUAAUUGUGGUUUUAUGGUUGAAAACUGUGGUGGUGGGGGUGGUGCCGCUUCCACUGCUUAUGAUGAUGAUGAUGAUGGAUUUUUUGUGGGGCGGAGGGUUUCGAGGUCUGAAUCCGGUGAGCCACGGUCCACGGUGUGCGCGGCGGAACGCGUUUGGCUUGCUGGGUUCGGAUCCGAUGAUUCAGACGAGGAUGAGAACGACCUCGUUUUGGGGAUUGAUUUGCAAUCGGAGAACGAUGAUUAUUAUGGUGAGUUGGAUCAUGUACUUGAGGGUGAUAAUGACGAUGAUACAAGCGUGAACGUUCCUCUCUGUUGGGAUUCUUUUCAAUUGGAGAAUCACAGGGAGGCCAAUGAAGACUUCGAGUGGGAGGAAGUGGACGGUCGGGUCGAUGAGAGAGAGUUUCUUAGCAUGUUCGUCGAAGCUGAGGAUGAGAGAUCAGUCUCGGUCUUGGUUUCACAGGUAAUUGGUCCCGAAGAGGAAGGGAGUGUAGUGAGAGUUGGAGGGUUGGAGAAUCUGGGGUGGGAAGUUUUGUUGAAUGCUAACAAUUUGGAGACGAACCCGGGAUUGGAUGAUGAUGGUGAACCUUAUUUUGGUGAUCAUGAGGAUUAUAUUCAUAAUGCGGAUGCGGAGUAUGAGAUGUUGUUUGGGCAAUUUGCUGAUUAUGAUAUAACAGGAAAGCCUCCGGCUUCCAAAUCUGUGGUUCAGAAUUUGCCCUGGGUGGUUAUGACUCAGGAGGAUGUCGACAAUAACAAUGCGCUUUGUGCAGUUUGUAAGGAUGACAUGAAUGUUGGGGAACAAGGUAAGCUGUUACCCUGUGCCCAUCGAUACCACCGUGACUGCAUUGUACCGUGGCUGGGGAUUAGGAAUACAUGCCCUGUUUGUCGGUAUGAAUUGCCCACGGAUGAUGCUGAUUAUGAGCGUAGGAGGGCACAAAGGGCUAGCCGUGGCGCAUGAUGGUAAAUUAUUGUCAAAUUUGAUUUUGAAAAUCUUUUUCAUUGAGCAUUAGGUUGUUAAAAAUGUAGAUAUUGUUUUGGAAAGAGUCCAUUUCUCUUUGUGAGGAUAAUGAGAUUCUUGACUACUUUUUGUGUUUUGAUUAGUGUAUAAGAGUGUUUAUUGCUGAAUUGUACUUUUUUGGGUUGUUCGUAUUAAUCAAUUUCAAUAAGUUAUGCA
Messenger RNA from Alnus glutinosa, 1776 nucleotides. RefSeq lists its product as uncharacterized. The transcript has a single exon. The record is from RefSeq and is a predicted model, not a curated record. The coding region runs from base 127 to 1560 and encodes 477 amino acids. Gene Ontology annotation, cellular component: cytoplasm. Gene Ontology annotation, biological process: protein ubiquitination. Lineage: Eukaryota; Viridiplantae; Streptophyta; Magnoliopsida; Fagales; Betulaceae. Gene Ontology annotation, molecular function: ubiquitin protein ligase activity.